AUGGGGCGCUGGGUCCCCAGCCACUGCCCCCCGCCUGGGCCGUACCUGCUCCUGCCACUACUGCUGCUGGUGGUGCCUAGCUGGGCCCAGCCACAGGCCGGCGGGAACCGUACGGAACUCCCAGAACUUAAUGCCAUGGAAACCCCUGGGACCCCCAUGACCCCGGUCCCUUCUGUGGCCUCCCUGACAUCGGUGACACCCGUGACCCCAGCAACAAGCACCUCUGAGGCCGUGGUGGAGCGACCCCGUGGUGAGGGGCUUGUCCCCACUCCCAGGGUGGCUUCCUCAAGCAACACCGAGGGCCGAGUGCUCACAGAGGACGGGCGGCCGUGCAGCUUCCCCUUUCGCUUUGGUGGCCGCAUGCACCAGGCCUGCACCUCCGAGGGGAGCGCCUACAGGAAGUGGUGCGCCACGACUCACAACUACGACCGGGACCGGGCCUGGGGCUACUGCGCCCCCACGGCCACCACGCCUCCAGGGAUCCCAGGCACGCUGGACCCCUGCGCCUCUGGCCCCUGCCUCAAUGGGGGCUCCUGCUCCAGUGCCCAGAACCCCACGUCCUACCUCUGCUCCUGCCCCGUGGCCUUCACGGGCAAGGACUGUGGCCAGGAGAAGUGCUUUGACGAGACGCGCUAUGAGUACCUGGAGGCAGGCGAGCGCUGGGCCCGCGUUCACCAAGGCCGGGUGGAGCAGUGUGGCUGCAUGGGGGGCCGUGCCCAGUGCAAGGAUACUCAGCACACAGCUUGCCUGAGCAACCCUUGCCUGAACGGGGGCACCUGCCACCUGAUCGUGGCCACCGGGACCACGGUCUGCGCCUGCCCCCCGGGGCACGCUGGCCGGCUCUGCAACAUCGUACCCGCCCAGCGCUGCUUCGUGGGUAACGGCACGCAGUACCGUGGCGUGGCCAGCAUGGCGGCCUCGGGCCUCGCCUGCCUGGCCUGGAACUCCGACCUGCUCUACCAGGAGCUGCACGUGGAUUCCGUGGGUGCUGCUGCGCUGCUCGGCCUGGGCCCCCACGCCUACUGCCGGAACCCAGACAACGAUGAGAAGCCAUGGUGCUACGUGGUGAAGGACCACACGCUCUCCUGGGAGUACUGCCGCCUGGCGGCCUGCGGGUCCCUGGCCAGAAAUCAGCCCCCUCUCACCCCCGGAGUCCUGGUGACCCUGCCUGAGCUAGCGAUGAGCGGGCGCCGGACCUGCGGCAGGAGGCACAAGAAAAGGACCUUCUUGAGGCCUCGCAUCAUCGGGGGCUCAGCCUCCCUGCCCGGCUCCCACCCCUGGCUGGCCGCCCUCUACAUCGGGGACAGCUUCUGUGCUGGCAGCCUCAUCCACACCUGCUGGGUGGUGUCUGCCGCCCACUGCUUCUCCAACAGCCCCCCCAGGGAGAGUGUCUUGGUGGUGCUGGGCCAGCACUUCUUCAACCUCACGACGGACGUGACGCAGAAGUUUGGCAUCGAGAAGUACAUCCUGUAUCCCCGGUACUCUGUGUUCAACCCCAACAACCACGACCUGGUCCUGGUCCGGCUGAAGAAGAAGGGGGACCGCUGUGCUGUCCGCUCCCAGUUUGUCCAGCCCAUCUGCCUGCCAGAGCCUGGCAGCCCCUUCCCUGCCGGACACAAGUGCCAGAUCGCGGGCUGGGGCCACAUGGGCGAGGACCUGAGUGGCUACUCCAGCUCUCUGCGGGAGGCCCUGGUUCCACUCAUCGCUGACCAUAAGUGCAGCAGCCCCGAAGUGUACGGCGCCGAUAUCAGUCCCAACAUGCUCUGCGCUGGCUACUUCGACUGUAAGGCUGAUGCCUGCCAGGGGGACUCGGGGGGCCCCCUGGCCUGUGAGAAGAAUGGUGUGGCUUACCUGUAUGGCAUCAUCAGCUGGGGCGAUGGCUGCGGGCGGCUCAACAAGCCGGGUGUCUACACCCGUGUGGCCAACUACGUGGACUGGAUCAAUGACCGCAUAUGGCCACCUAAGCGGCCUACGGCUCCCUCCUGA
Molecule: messenger RNA, 1986 nt
Organism: Trichechus manatus latirostris (Florida manatee)
Lineage: Eukaryota; Metazoa; Chordata; Mammalia; Sirenia; Trichechidae
Gene: HGFAC
Product: HGF activator
Exons: 14
Coding region: 1-1986 (661 amino acids)
Biological process (GO): blood coagulation; zymogen activation
Cellular component (GO): rough endoplasmic reticulum; extracellular region
Molecular function (GO): serine-type endopeptidase activity
Source: RefSeq, a predicted model, not a curated record